Molecule: messenger RNA, 2952 nt
Organism: Cuculus canorus (common cuckoo)
Lineage: Eukaryota; Metazoa; Chordata; Aves; Cuculiformes; Cuculidae
Product: steroid 17-alpha-hydroxylase/17,20 lyase
Exons: 8
Coding region: 16-1536 (506 amino acids)
Biological process (GO): hormone biosynthetic process; progesterone metabolic process
Molecular function (GO): steroid 17-alpha-monooxygenase activity; heme binding; iron ion binding
Source: RefSeq, a predicted model, not a curated record
UCAGACGGCCCCAUCAUGCUGCUGCUGGGCGCCCUGCUCCUGGCUCUGCUCUGCGCCUGGGGGCUGGUGCACUGGCAAACUGGGAUGGGGACGGGAACAGGUUUGGGGCGUCCACGGAGCCUGCCAGCCCUGCCGCUGGUGGGGAGCCUGCUGCAGCUGGCCGGGCACCCCCAGCUCCACCUGCGGCUCUGGCGCUUGCAGAGCCUCUAUGGCAGCCUCUACGCACUCUGGAUGGGCUCCCACUACGUGGUGGUGGUCAACAACUACCAGCAUGCCAGGGAGGUGCUGCUGAAGAAGGGGAAGGCUUUCGCCGGACGGCCCCGCACAGUGACCACGGACCUGCUGUCCCGGGGGGGCAAGGACAUCGCUUUUGCCAGCUACGGCCCCCUGUGGAAGUUCCAGCGCAAGCUGGUGCACGCCGCCCUCUCCAUGUUCGGGGAGGGCUCGCUCGCCCUCGAGAGGAUCAUCUGCCGGGAGGCUGCGUCCCUGUGUGAGACACUCAGUGCUGCACAGGAUACUGCCCUAGAUGUGGCCCCUGAGCUCACACGGGCUGUCACCAAUGUGGUCUGCUCCCUCUGCUUCAACUCCUCGUACCGGCGUGGGGACCCUGAGUUUGAGGCCAUGCUGGAGUACAGCCAGGGCAUCGUGGACACUGUGGCCAAGGAGAGCUUGGUGGACAUCUUCCCUUGGCUCCAGAUCUUCCCCAACAAGGACCUGGCCCUGCUGAAGAGAUGCCUCAAGGUCCGGGAUCAGCUGCUGCAGCAGAAGUUCAGCGAACACAAGGAAGCCUUCUCUGGACACACCGUGAGGGACCUCAUGGAUGCCCUCUUGCAAGUGAGGCAAAGUGCUGAGAACAGCAGCACCCCAGCGCCGGGGCUGGAGCUGACGGAUGACCACCUCCUCAUGACAGUGGGGGACAUCUUUGGGGCUGGCGUGGAGACCACCACGACUGUGCUCAAAUGGGCUGUGCUCUACCUGCUCCACUACCCCGAGGUCCAGAGGAAGAUCCAGGAGGAGAUGGAUCAGAAAAUUGGCCUGUCGCGUCAUCCCCACCUCAGCGACCGUCUGCUGCUGCCCUACCUGGAGGCCACCAUCAGUGAAGUGCUGCGCAUCCGGCCCGUAUCCCCCCUGCUCAUCCCACACGUGUCCCUUGCUGACACUAGCAUCGGGGAAUACUCCAUCCCCAAGGGCGCCAGGGUCAUCAUCAACCUUUGGUCCGUGCACCAUGAUGAGAAGGAGUGGGACAAGCCUGAGGAGUUCAAUCCUGGUCGCUUCCUGGAUAAGCAGGGCCAGCACAUCCACUCGCCCUCGCCCAGCUACCUGCCCUUCGGGGCUGGGAUCCGUGUCUGCCUGGGCAAAGUCCUGGCCAAGAUGGAGCUCUUCCUCUUCCUGGCCUGGGUGCUGCAGAGGUUCACACUCGAGUGCCCCCAGGACCAGCCCCUGCCCUCGCUGGAGGGCAAGUUUGGCGUCGUGCUGCAGGUGCAGAAGUUUCGGGUGAAGGCCAGGCUGCGGGAUGCCUGGCGAGCAGCCUCGUGACGGGGACGAGCUCUGGAUCCCAGGUGGUGGUGGGAUGGGGUGGGACUAAGGAGGCUGUACCCUGCCUGCCCUGUGGAUGCAGGGUUGUCCAGAUAAAGCUGUUCCCUGUGCAGUGUGGCUCUGGCUGCUUCCUAGGCAAGCACUGGAGGGCAGGGGGAGCUGGGAAGGUGCCUAAGAUAUACGGUGACCCCACAACCUCGUGUGAGCACUGGACUGAGCUGGGAGGCCAUGGCCCCUCUGUAGGGUUCCCAACACAAAUGGCCCCCAGGGAGGUGGGGCAACUGGAGCCAACUGGGAGCUGUGGAGACCAGCCACCCCCUUGGCUGGUGGGGGGAGAAGGGCACACCCUGACCAGGUAAGGGGGGAAAAGUGCUCAGUGGGCAGUUUGGGGGUUAGGGAUGCCCAGGCUGUGCCCAGCAGCUAUGGCCCCAGGUGGGUGACCCAGGCUGGUCCUUGCCUUGGUUUCCCUGCUGGGAGCAUGGAGAAUAAAGGCUGGGAGCUGAGCCGACUGUGGAGCCGGGAGAGGUACCCCCAGCCCUGUGUUCGCCUGCCCUGGCCCAGGACAGUGAGCCUGUGCUGCUGGGAACCCCGCCUGCUCAUUGCAGGGCAAAAGAAGGAAACUGGGCUUGGAAGUUCCUGCAGGUUUAGCUCCUGCCCAGCUUCCUCUUCCAUGGUACUGCUGCAGGCACGUGCAGGUGUACACACAUGGGUGCAGGCACAGACAUGUACUUACAAGCAUGUGAAUGCACACAAAAGCACAGGGAUGCAUUUAUGCCUGCUGAAACACACAAACCUUUGCAUGCACACAUGCAUCCAUUGAAUGCACAGACACACAGCCCUUUCCAGCUGGGACGUCAACGCCUUGCAGUGCUGCAGGGCUGUCUGACCCCAUCUCUGUGAGCGGCUCCCUGUGAGAAGGCACGGGCAGCUCUAGUUCCAGCUGAAAGUGGGGUUCCCAUCACUCAGGGACAUGGGGAAGCCCACCAAGGCACUCGGACUCCACAGGCUGAGCUCAGCUGUGCCCCCCCAGUCCUAGUGCGUGGGCACCGCGGCGCCAGGGGCUGCAGACAUUCACUGUGCAGCAAUGUGGCAUCUCCCGCCCGUCCUGAGCACUGAUGCUCACCAUCUGGCUGCAUUAUGGUUAUCACUCAGAGCAGCACAACCUUCCCCUAUCGUGAGGGGCCAGGUUUGCUUUCACCAAAAACUGCUGUGCUGUGGAGGACAGUGUGCAGUUCAGUUUCUGGAUCUCUGUUACUUGAUCUCUUAAUGUUUAACCAAAUACUGACAGACCUACAGCUCAGGGUACCUGGAAGGAAAGCAGCUGGAGCAGAAGGGAAAGCCCUGUGUGGCCCCAGUGCAGUGUGACACCUCCAGCCCUGCAUGCAUUCCCCUUUUUGCUCUGCCCCUGCCCUCUCC